Messenger RNA from Branchiostoma belcheri (Belcher's lancelet), 2596 nucleotides. RefSeq names its product platelet glycoprotein Ib alpha chain-like. The record is from RefSeq and is a predicted model, not a curated record. The coding region runs from base 29 to 1051 and encodes 340 amino acids. Lineage: Eukaryota; Metazoa; Chordata; Leptocardii; Amphioxiformes; Branchiostomatidae. The transcript has 6 exons.
CGACGGGACAAGACGAACACGGGGCAAGAUGGCGGCGGGUUCGGACGUGUCAAAACUUUGUGGGCUGGUUUUCCUGUCCUGUUUCCUACUUCUGCCGACAGUUUGUGUUUCACAGGAGGGUGACACAAAUAAUGGUACUGAAGUACUACAGCCGAACACAACAGCAACCAGUCCUGGAGAAGGUGGUGAGGAAGUUCUCACAACUAAAGUACCAACUCAGCCUCCAGUGGAACUGAACACGACAUCGUCCGCUGUAGAGGUUGACAGUAAAGCCCCCACACCCACACCCAAUGGUACGGCCGAAGCCACCACCGCACCUGGAGAGGUUCCUUCCCAGACCAAUGGAACCACCCCCGCACCUGGAGUGGUUCCUUCCGAGGCCAAUCCCAAUACCACAGUGGUACCAAGUAAAGGGCCUGAACCAUCAGUUACCACUAAACCAGCUACCACACCUGCAGUUACUCCGAAGGCCAACACUACAGUAGAGCCCCAACCUGUCGCCUCCACAGAGAGCAAGACGGAAAAAGCGUCCACACCACAGGAGACAACCAAGGCAAUAACAAAGCCUUCUACAACAACAGAGUAUGUCGCACCAACGAAGAAGGCUACACCGGUACCACCAACUACACCAGUACCGCCACCCAUAAGAACCGAACCACCAGAGAAGAUGACAACACAGACUGUACCACCAGUGCACACCACCAUCCAAGGGGCGACUAACAAUGUCACCAACACUACCCAAGGGGACUCCAACAAAGUACCACAAUACCAUGACAACCAGACGUUGGACCCCGCCCUUGCGUUCUUCGUUGCCGUGCUGGUUAUCCUGGUGGUCAUUGCUCUGGUCGCAACCAUCUGGUGGAAACAGCGACGUGCAAACUUCCAGACUAUCGGUGGAGACGUACCAAUGAGUUGGUUCUCAAAGUCUGGAAAGAGAGGGUUUGAGCGACUAGACGAUACCGAGCCUAUGUUGAAUGCCAUGCAAUUGCCCAAUCUAUUCAGAAAGAAGGACGACUUGGAAGAAUCUCACCUCAUCGCAAAUGCUCGUUAACAGGACACCUACCAGAACCACAACACAACUUGUGCCUUAAACGUUUACAAUUACAUCAGACCAGAAGCAGGGUGGUUCCAGUUUGAUGCAAUCCUAGUUAUGCAGUAGCUUUGGAGCUUAUAUAAGAAAACUUUUAAGUUUUCAUGAUUAACGUACAGCUGUAAUAUAUAACUGAUAUUUGGCAGAACAUACUUUUGGUUGUGGGUAUUUUGUUCCUAUUGACCGUUUGAAUUUUUACAGCUAUAGUUUUCUAGUUUUUGCACUACUUUCAAUCUUUUCUGUUGCCAAAUCAAUACCACAGAAACUUUUUUCAAAGGGAAAACUUAUUAUUUGACAGCAUCAUUAAGUGAAUUUUUCUGUACUUUCAGUAUCUAUUGUUUUCUGCAGUGUUAUAUUCCAGAGGGAGAUUUACUAUAGAAUUUGUACAAAAUCUUAGAAAACAACCAUCCAACUUAACUUUUAGACUUAUAACUAUUACAAAUGUACAGCUAUUUUCAAGUAGAGGUUUCAGAAGGGGGCCAAAAGACAUACAUGUAUGAAUGUAGAUUAAAAAUUGAUGUAUAUUUUCUUCUGGGCAACAGAUAAUAUAUAAUCUAUCUCUUCCUUGUAAGCUGCAGUAUAAAAUGUGCAUUUAAGUCUAUUUUGUGCUCUCAAGAUCAUGUAGUUUUCCAGCAAGUGUUCAACAAUGUUAAUAUGCAAUACAAAGAAGACUUGGUGUGAAAUUGUGGUGUCAUAUCAUGUAGUUUAGACAGAAGUUGUCAAGACUCUGGCAUGGCUAUAGAAACUGGAUUUCGUCUUCCAUCUACUUCAGUUAUUUUGUUUCUCAAGUAAUACCUCCUUAACUGUUUGAACUUGUACAAGUCACUAGAAUACAAGGGACCAGUUUUAUUCUGUCAUUGUAAUGUGGCAUUUGGGUUACUCCCACAAUGGUGCUCUUGCACAUGGUGAACAGAGCUGCACCAUCAUGUUCCUGUCCUGAGCCAUGUGCUCGGCUCAGUUAGGGUAAUGUUGUGCUUUUGGGGGUUGAUGAAUCAAAAAGGAAGUGUUCAAGAUGUGUCAAGUCUGUAACUUUGUGCUUGCCUGGGACAACAAAUUGUCUACUGUAUGUGUGCAACAGAGUACAGGGAAAAUAGGAAUCAUGCAACAAAUGUUUGUCUGAAUAGGUAGGGUAGAACUUGUGCAGAAAUCUUUUCUUGUCAAGAUAUCUUUAAUGUCUUGUCAUAAGUGCCUCAUGCUGCUAGAAGCUUUCUUUUCCAUUCCUUGGUGUAAACUGGUCUUUUAGCAAACGUAACCUCAGUUGUCUAUAAACAUAUCCUGUACUACUAGUAUUUGAAUUCAACUGAUACCAUUCCCUGGUAUGACUUUUUGUAGAUACUUCUCUUUACUUACCUUUUAACUGAAAAAUAGCAAAGUAAGAUUCAUAGCAUGAUCAAGCUGUUCAAAUUCUGGUAUGAGAGUGUAAGCUUCUUUCUCCGUAGGAUGUUCAUAGUGGGUCUAUAUUUGAAACCAGAGUAUUUUAGGAAAUUAAAACAGGUGGAAGACUCA